UGACAGUUGUAGGUUAAGUUCUUGAUUGGUUCAAGUUCAUUUACGAAGACUUUUGUAGUACCUUGCUAGUAGUUAUUGGUUCAAGUUUAUUUACGAAGACUUUUGUACGGGUACCUUGCUACUAGAAUGCGCAGGGCUGAGGCAGGAGCCCAUCUGAAUCUGAAUCUGAAACUACAACUUUCUACCAUGUUGAUGCAAUCAACGUCCUCUUCCCGUUGUUCAUCACGUUCAUCAAAAAGAUGGCGGCUUCAUCGGAGGCAUGUUGUCUUGUGUUGCUCCCUUCUACCUCAUGGUUGCUUGCUAAGCAGUGCACAAGAAGAGGAUCCAGCUGAAGCGCUACUGCAGCAGCAACAGGGAGAGGAAUCAUUAUGACUUGAUAGGCUUGGGCACAGGCUGUUUCAUCCGCUGUGUUCUUGUAGCAAACACAAUAGAAGCUAUUUUUAAGAGUGACCUUCUUGUCAAGUUGACCUCCAGCCGAUGUACAGGUCCACUGGACUACCUACAUCAACUAGUACCUAUCUAACUCCCCUCGUCCAAUCCGAUGGUGUCAACUAGUACCUAUCUAACUCCCCUCGUCCAAUCCGAUGGUGUCAACUAGUACCUAUCUAACUCCCCUCGUCCAAUCCGAUGGUGUCAACUGGUACCUAUCUAACUCUCCUCGUUCAAUCCGAUGGCAAAGCUCCACCACCACCCAUGCUCUCUUCUGUCUACGUUCCCCAAAGUCAGCCGAAAUCAGAUGGCGUCUGUGACUAUCAUGGUAUCGAGAUCAAGGAGGAGUGCCCUAGUAGUGUUAAGGCUUGCCGUAUUAACUAAUAUUUUAAGUUAACACCUAAUAUCAUGUAAGUAUGAGGCAUGAUCGUUGAAAGAACUGAAACGUGGUUUUCAAAGGGAAAACGCGUCAAACAAGAUGAACUCCUCUUAAAAAACUACUCAAGAUGAACUCUUUAAAUUCUCAAAGAUGACUUCUUUAAAAAACAAGAUGAAUUUUAUUCUUUCCGCCCACAAUUCGAAAAUAGAGGACUUCUCUAAUUGUGUCAGCGGUUUUGAUUGGGAGGUCUAUGGUGAAGAAUUGUAUCGAGCAAGAAGCAUGAUCUUCUCCAACAGGGUGGAGGAAGCGAAAGCCGCAGUCUACAAUCUGCUGUCGCAUAUCACGAAGUUAAGACGAUGACGAGACUUUCUCUCCAUCAGUUACUGAGAUGAAAUUAUCUCAGUAGAUAUCAGUACUAGCAAGCUACUCAUCCUCAGUAGACUAUGUCAAUCUCGUCAUCAAUCUCAGUACUAGCAGACAAUCUCAGUCAAUCUCAGUACAGUACUAGCAAGCUACUCAUCCUGUUUCGUAGCUUGUGUUGUAGUGUUCACCUAUCUUGAUAGUAUCUUCAGUCAACUAGCAAGCUACUCAUCCUGUUUCGUAGCUUGUGAUGUAGUUCACCUAUCUUCAGUUACUGUAGUUUCUUGUGAUGUUCAGUUACUGUCAAUACCCAUCCUGUUAGUUGUGAUAUUCACCUAUUCGUUCCUCCACUGGCUAGUGGAAUAUCGCAAAAGGAUAGCCGCCAGCAUGUUUAAUAGGGAGUGCAUGCAACAACCGCCGACUACAUAAGUAUCUUCUUUCUAACAGUCUUACUUCUGUAAGAUGAGUGAGUAGUACACAACUCCUGUGAACAUAACAAUCCUUUCUUGAACUUCAACUUUCUGUGAACAUAAGAAUCCAACUCUAAUAGGCCGUUUCUCGUUCGCUUUCGAAUGUCCGCUAGCCACGGUAAGUACGUAUUGGACACUCGCAACGAUACUGAUGUUUCAGGGAAGUAUGCGGCGUGCUCUCAGCAUGUUACAAAUGUUAAGGGUAGGCUAAAGGUGUGCGCCAAGAAGCACAAGAACACUGCACUGGACUCAUAGAAAAGAACACUGCACUGGACUCAUAGAAUUUGUGUAGUUGUGUUUUGGAAAAACAAAAAUUUGAAGGAGGGCUGAGAGCAAGAACAACAACCAGCUUGAUCCGCUCAUCGUUGGUUAUGGCUCUCUCCCUUAGGUGGGGACGGACAGUGAUAGAAUAGACGGGGUGAAUAACGAACACCAAAAACCUACCUCUAAGGAUGGCUUUCAUCUUCGUGCGCGACAAGGGGUUUCAUGAGUGCACGCCUUGGCCUGUGCAAGGGUGGGAUAUGAUGAUGGCUGGAAGAAAUCUCUUGGUUAAGGCUACUAGUUGUAGUUUAGUCAGUUGUCACUAUCCUCUCCUGAGAGAGCGGCAGAAAGAUUCCAAUUCCAUUGCUUUCAACAAAUUUGAAAAAAAAUGGGUGGAACUCAAGGAAACACUCAAAGCAAGGGGGAUACAUAGAAGUGAUGACCACUCAAAGGAAGGGGGGAUGACUACCUCUACCUUAGCUAUUUGAAGAGGCGGUCGAUUUUCGGCACCUCAGCUAUGAUUUGAAGAGUAUUUAAGUUCUAACUUAGCUGAGGUGCAGAAACUUGACCGUCCGGCUAUUCGCUGGGACACUCCGAAGCAUUUUCGUUAAGGCUAGUUUAUCACUAUUCCAUGUGAACUAUGCCGAGUGGGUUCCCCUCUGAAGUGAGACCAGGGGGAAACUAGUAAAGGGCAAAGAGAGCAACCCAUUCGACUCGAGAUAGUGAUAGAUAUAGAUACUUUAAUUUCGGUAUAACGGUGUAAAAAUUGCUAUCGUAACGAUCUGCAGCUAUGCGCCAGACGAAGCAGUGAGGGUGAUAUCGAUCGAGAAUCAUGGUCUGUACGCGCGACUGCACGACUACGACUUGCAUAUGGUAUGGCAUGCAGGUCUUGUGAUCAGUGCAUUUAGAUGGAUCCUCAAUAGUGUUCGACAUCUAGUAGAAUCAUCAAAUGGGCCAAAUUGAAAUUCACAGUACUCCUCUAAUCACCUAUCUUUCCCCGGACGAGAUCGCGCCAAACGAGAAGAGUGGCAUGAACGUAAAAGAUGGCGUCCAUAAGCCUUUCUUUUGGAAGGUCAAUGCUGUGAAAAACGUAUUCGAUGCUGAGAACGCACCGGAUUGUUAUGUUCACAGGAGUCCUCACUCUUACUCUUACAGCAAGACUAGUUAGAAAGAAGAUAUGUGAUAAGUGAAACUUUCGCCCAUCAUCCACUUCAGAUAUAAUCAUCAAUGAUGCUCUUGCGCGACAUUUCUGUCCUCUUCUAAUCCCUGGUCCUUACUUUCACCUGCUCUAGGUAGAACUGUCUGAAAAACAAGUAGAGGGCAGCAGCCUAUGCCUAGCUUUGUUGUAUCUACUCUGCAAACACAAUCAUCACCGAAGGAUCCCCUAUUGCUCUUCUAAUCCCUGGUCCUCUGGGCUGACUGCGAUGCUCUUUUCAUGGAUCCAGAGCGUACGAUUGACUCCGUCAUCCACAUGUACACCGCCAACUUCACGAGUCCAAUUGUGAAGAAGCAAAGCACUCUUUCCGGCGGUGUCUCCACAGAUCCAGAGCAAUACGAAAUGAUAGGGGACUUUCUAAACAAUCCGGGUCGCGAAAAGAAUCAACAGCCGUUUUCCGAUGUGCAUUUGCUGCUGGCGGUGGAUAUUAAGGCUGAUUACUGGUACUCAUCUUCAUUUAAGUAGUACCUAAAAGGAGUGUUGUGUCUGUGUGCGUAGCGUAGUUGUUAGCCUGUUAUUUUAUUUGUCGAAUGGGAAUGUGAAUUCGUUUUUCUCAAAACGUCUAUUCUCAAAUUGAGAAACAUCAAUCAAGCUCCUGAAAGACUUCUUCUAGUAUCCCUCCGCCGGUAUCAAAAAGCUCUAACUCCCGCACCGGUAUCAACAAUGGUGUCUGGAUGUUGCGGAAUAGCAAGUGGGGACAUGACUUUCUAGAGCGCUGGUGGCAUUCGCGCAUUCUAGAAGGUCCAGGCGAGAAUCACAACUGCAGUGACCAGAGCACGAUGCAGCACGAACUGUUGUACGAAAACUCGAUGGCCUUAGACCCGAUGUGGGAUUCGGUCGAGGGACCUAUUUUUAUGAGUUUGAUUUUGUUUUGUAUUCCCAGCGUCUUCAAGUGUUGAUAUUCAGGAUGAAGCAUGCACUGACAUGGAAGCCGCGGCAGUGCCUCACCUGGAGCGCUCGGGGCGCCAGAAGUAGCUUGGGAGGGUUAUUUGAGCUAUUUCGCGGCCCUGUUAUCGGAGGCGCCCUCACAUUUGGAGCGGCGAGGGCCUUCGCGCCGCGGGCGCGCGUUCCCGACUUGAAGCGCAGGCCGUGAAGCUGGAAGCCAGACCGACGAAAGCCCCGAGAAUGCUUGCGGUACUGAUUUGACGACUAAUUAGCGCAGCCAAAGCAGCCCGGGCCGUAGGUACCAGGCUGAGGGAGGCACUUUUCUUCACUCCUGCAGGGGGAUUUUUCAAAAUCUAGCUUAGCACGCGCGUGGGCCGUGAUCGUAUGGCGCUGCGCAUUCUGUGAAUCGGGUGCCGCGGUUCUCUUUCGGUUUUGGUGUCCGUGCGUCAGAUGCGCUCAGAGGGUUCCAGAGUCAUGCGCGGCGGGGUGGUCUGCGUCUGGGCUCCCGAGGGGCGUGGGGGCCUUCACGCUGGUUGGCCAGGGGUGGGCUUCGGUCUACCAGGCGGCACGCCUUUCACCCUCCAACAUCUAUGAACGUGGGCGGAAAGCUUGCAGAACAUGGGCGCACUCUGAAGCGCGCCCGGACGCGGCUGAUCGUAUCAAGGACGCCGCCCGCCCUCCAACCAGUUGUGGCCGCGAGCAGUCGGAUGAAGAUAGUAGCGACGGCUAACAUCAAGCAGGCCAGGAGUGUAACAGCGAUGCCCGUCGACAUUGUUCGGCGCAACCGCUGACAAGUUCGGCGGAGAUAGCGGCUUGCGGAGGUUCAUCCUGUGCGGGUACGUAGCUGCGGCCUCUUGGCGAUGGGUCCGCCUGGAGUGUUUCGGGUAGGCUUAUGGAACUGGCAGCGCGGCACUGCGCUCGCUGCUCGCGUGGAGGCUCUAUUUCCCCGGAGAGGCCGCAAGGGGGUGGGGGCAAUGGAGAGCAGAGGGCCUGGAGGGGAUGCCGCCGGGCGUUUGUUUGGGCGCCUCUAGGCCUCCGGCGAAAGGAACGGCCACCCUGAGGGGGAGGGCGUGAGGCGUGUCGCACUCUGGUCGUGUCGCGCCUGAAGCUAAAGGAUGGGGCUGCUCGCUGCAUACAUAGACAGUAGGGCAAUGGCUUUCGUUUGUUGUUUUAUUUAAUUUCGCUCUUGUCGCUGUCUUUGCGAUUAUUGUGAGGAUGCUGUAAAUAUCUCCCGCUUCAGUUGUCUGUGGCCGCAGGAGAAGGCGCGUAGGCUUUUUUUUCUACUUUUUUGAAUUAUUCUUGUUCUUCCAGCCUCUAAUCUCUGGCCUUCUCAAGUCCGCGUGGUUUACCAGGAGCAUAUGCAGUCAUUUCACCAAGCGACGGCUAUCACAGUUCUAUCCCGCGAAUGGGAACAAGGGGAUUUUAUCCGGCAUCAUCCUGGAUGUCACUACUACAAAGAACCCUGCAAGUGGCUUUACGGACAAGCGCAUGAAAUUUUCAUGACGAAUUUGCAAAAUAUGAGCAGUAGGAUACCGAUCGGGGAAUAAGAUUCAAGGUGAUGAUGGACUAACCUAUAAAAGGAAGUCAGUUCUUGGGAAGGGGAUUGAACAAAAAAGAUGGAUAUUGAAGGAUACACCGAAAACGAAGGGGUGGUGGAAAUUAUGGGCUCAAAUCUAGUGAAAAAACGUCGUGUGUGGAAAAAUGUUAGCAUUGAGUCAGAUCAUAUCAGCAACAUCAUGAACUUAUGUUGACUAUGAGAAUAUCAUAUAAAGCAUCAAAUUCACGUGCGUACUCAGAAUAAUUGUCAGUCGUGUCUUCAAAGCAUUGAUAUAUACUGGAUCUAUGGGUUCUUGAAGUAGUGACCAUUAUCUCAAAAGGAUUGUGAUCAUUUCCGUCACGGACGGGAGGAAAAGGAGAC
Amoebophrya sp. A25 is the source of this 5918-nucleotide messenger RNA. NCBI's taxonomy places the organism in Eukaryota, Dinophyceae, Syndiniales, Amoebophryaceae. The record is from the annotation of a GenBank genome assembly.